CUUCUCCAGCCAUGGGGAACAUGAAGUCCAAAGAGACGACGGCCGACGGCCGGUCCAUCUACGAGCGAGAGGCCCUCGGCUCUGCCGGAGUUAGAAAACACGAAGAUGGCACCGUCCGACCAUCCACGGCCAGUUCGGGGCGAUCCGGCGGGGCCUCUGACGGAGCGCGUCGCCUCCCUGGCGGCCCCGUGUGCCGCACAGGUACCCACGACGGCUCCAUCAACUGCAUGGCUCUCUCCGAGGACGGCUCCCUUCUGGUCACCGGCUCCGAGGACUGCACAGCGCGCCUCUGGAGCACCAAAACCGACUCCACAGAGUCGCUCGGCGCACUCGAGGGCCACACCUCUUACAUCACGUGCGUCACCAUCAUGGCCGACUUCGUCAUCUCCGGCUCAGCCGACCAGACCAUCCGCAAGUGGGACAUGGUCAGCAGAGAGUGUGUCUUCAUCUUCGAAGGCCACCGUGGCAACAUCAACAGCGUGAUUCCGUGCGGCGGCGACUACAUCCUGUCCUCCUCGUACGACAAAACGGCCCGGCUCUGGUACUUUGAUCCCGAGGGCGAGGGCGAGGAGAGCCCCUGUGUGCGAGUCUUCGAGGGCCACCAGAAGCCGAUCUACCCGAUCCUGGUGGUGUGGACGAACCUCUCUGACUCGUCCGACUCUGACUCCGACUCGGAGGGAUUCGGCGACUGCUCCGAGCGCGAGGAGAUCAUCGUGACGGGCUCCAACGACACAACGGCCAAGACGUGGAGCCGCGACUCCCAGUACAGCCUGCAGACGUUCCACGGCCACGAACAGCCCGUGUCCUGUAUGGUGGCGGAUGAGGACAGCGCCACACUCAUCACCGCCGGCCUCGACCGAACCAUCCGCAUCUGGACGAUGCGCGACGCCAAAUGCCAGAGGGUUCUGGAGGGCCACAGCCUUUCCAUCACCUGCAUGCAGCUGGUGGGCCGACUGCUGUACAGCGGCUCAACCGACCGCACGGCGCGCGCCUGGGUCACUGAGUUCGGCGAGUGCACGCGCGUCUUCGAGCCGCACUCCCACUCUGUCACCUGCAUCAAGGUGGUCAAAGGCGUCGUUUUUACCGGCUGUAACGACUGCAAGGCGCGGGCUUUCGACGCCAAGUCCGGCGCGCUGAAGCGGACCUUCCCGGGCCAUACGGCCGGCAUCAGCUGCAUCCAGUACAUCGACGGCAAGCUGUUCACGGGCAGCACGGACGGCACGCUGCGAGUCUGGAACGCCACCAACAUCACCGAGGACCAGCCGUCUCCAGAGGAGGAGGCGGAGGAGUACGACAAAGAACACAUGGCCGAACAACAGAAACGGCUCAAUGACGUCAGCCGCCGGCUCUCCAGACCGUACGCCGGGGGCGACAUCGACGACGGAGUCUCCAUGGAGUAGCGGGAGGCGACGACGACGGGCGCGCCGGCGAGCAGAGAGGCGCUGUAGCACGGAGACAGGAAACAGCGCAGUUCCGUGCUAUGUGACGGAAUAGAAACACCACAGGGAGAUAUGGGUAAAACGUGUAUAAGAGGCACACGCGGGUGUGUUAGGACUGUUGAUCGUCCGUCGACGCAUUCAGAGGGAUCUCGAAGAUCACGCGAAGUUCGAGCUAUUCUACCAUGGCUGAGUGUUCGCCUGGCUGCUGAGCGCAGGAUGACUGCGGGGCAGCGGCGGCGAGUGGCAGGGACCGAGGCCGUGCUGGUAGCGGCUCGGGCGGUACCGUGGGUACCGUGAGAGGGACGGGCGCCGCGCCGUCGGCCGCACGCCGGUGACACUGGUCCGGGCUGGGCAGGGGCGUCCCGGCCGACGGAGCGGCGCCCCCGGCACCGGUCCUCCGCCUCCCACUGCCGCCCGGCGCCCCGACAGAGCGGGCCAGCGGCAGAGGGACGGCGGAGCGCCGGGCGCCGGCUCAUCGUCCCAGUCGAGUUAUAUCGUUUGUUAAUACAGUAUUAUGCUUGA
Amphibalanus amphitrite is the source of this 1961-nucleotide messenger RNA. RefSeq names its product WD repeat-containing protein 86-like. Gene Ontology annotation, cellular component: transcription factor TFIID complex. Lineage: Eukaryota; Metazoa; Arthropoda; Thecostraca; Balanomorpha; Balanidae. The transcript has 10 exons. The record is from RefSeq and is a predicted model, not a curated record. Bases 12 to 1400 code for a protein of 462 amino acids. Gene Ontology annotation, biological process: transcription initiation at RNA polymerase II promoter. Gene Ontology annotation, molecular function: RNA polymerase II general transcription initiation factor activity; protein binding.